CCUUAUUGGGCUUUAUAACCCACCCUAUUCCUAGAAGCCGCUUUGCACAUGAAUUUCUCCCAUCCUUUCAUUUCAAUCCUUUUACAGAAAGAAAAACUGGCUGUGUCAUCAUUAGAACAGGUCUAGCUAGCAAAUUCCACACACCCACAGCGAAAAAACUGGCUAAAGAGAGUCACACGAAAGCUUGUCUUUGCAAAACUAAAAGAAAGGAAGAAGAAGAACUCAUGGUAUGUAUGUAUGUCGGUUUGUCUUUUGCAGCUCCUCUGCAAAUUUAAACUAUCAGUUCUCAUGGAACUGUAUUGAAUUUCAUGUUUUCCUUGCAAUGGUAAGAAGGAUGUUGACUUUAGAAGAGAAUGAAAUCGGGCCUCCAUGGUUGAAGCCAUUGUUGCAGACAAGUUUCUUUAUUCCUUGCAAAAUUCAUGGAGAUUCCAACCGAAGCGAGUGCAACAUGUAUUGCCUUGAUUGUAUGGCAGGUGGAUUAUGCACCUAUUGCCUUGAACAUCACAGUGAUCAUCACAUUGUUCAGAUACGAAGAUCUUCCUACCAUAAUGUAAUCAGGGUUUCUGAAAUUCAGAAGAUUCUGGACAUCACAGGCAUACAAACAUACAUUAUCAACAGUGCCCGGGUUGUUUUUCUUAAUGAGAGACCUCAGCUCAGACCGGGCAAGGGUGUGACUAAUACCUGUGAUAUAUGCGAAAGAAGCCUUUUGGAUUCAUUUCAGUUCUGCUCUCUCGGCUGUAAGGCAGCAGGUAUAAGACGAAAUCUUUGCAACAUGACAUUUCUGUUACAGCCAAAACAGCAGCAACAACAACAGCAAGGAGGGGCUGAAUCUGACCAGGAUUCAACUUCCUACAAGAGACAGAAGAUUCAAAAGAGUUUCAGGAACAAUUUCAAUGUCAAGGAUUUGAUUAAUGCAUAUAAGAGAGGCCAAGAACAAGCUGGCCAUGGUGAUAACACAAGUGAAGAGACAAUUGUGAUCAAUUACAGCCCCAAAAGCAACAUUUCACAAGACAUCUCACCUCCAACUCCUCCACCCAUGAUAACAAAUUACAGAACAGCAAGAAAAAGAAAGGGUAUACCUUUCAGGGCUCCUCUUGGGAGUCUCUAUCCUAGCUAUAUUUAUUAGGAGGGUACAUAAAAAUUUUACUUUGUGACUGCAAGAAAUUUGCCUGCUACCAAUGGAUCAGUGAAUAUGUAAAUAGUAUAUACACAGCAGGCUGCAACCCAUGCAGAUAUAUAUACACACACCAAAGUAUAUACACAGCAGGCUGCAGCCCAUGUAGAUAUAUAUACACACACAUCAACACAUGACUGGAGGUUGGGUUUCUAAUACAAAGCAGUCAUCAGCCUCAGUUUGUACUUGCAAAAGUACUCCUUUUGCAGGAUGUGUAAAUCAAUAUAAAGGAGCACAUAUAUCAUACUAUAAAGCAUGAAGCAUAUCUUGGAAUAUGUACAGUCAAGGAGAGAUCAGAUGUAGUGAUUGAUUAUUAUGUUUGAGGUAGGGGGAAGAAGCAAACCCCAAAAGUUAAUUGUAUAUAUAUUCAUAAUUACAGGACCAUAUAUAUAUAUAUAUAUAUUGUAGUUUGGGAUGGAAACAAACCCCAAUGGAUAAAGAUGUAUAGAAAGUACAUUUUAAGUGAAGAGAGCCCAUGAUUACAGCAAAUCAGAGCUGUGCAUACUUUGUAACAGAGCAUGGAAUACUAAUUGAUGUUGUUAUAGCUUUUAGAUUAGAA
Molecule: messenger RNA, 1733 nt
Organism: Cryptomeria japonica (Japanese cedar)
Lineage: Eukaryota; Viridiplantae; Streptophyta; Pinopsida; Cupressales; Cupressaceae
Product: protein RGF1 INDUCIBLE TRANSCRIPTION FACTOR 1
Exons: 4
Coding region: 230-1126 (298 amino acids)
Source: RefSeq, a predicted model, not a curated record